This is a messenger RNA of Linepithema humile (Argentine ant), 2742 nucleotides long. Its product is annotated as dicarboxylate carrier UCP2. Gene Ontology annotation, biological process: response to cold; adaptive thermogenesis; mitochondrial transmembrane transport. The record is from RefSeq and is a predicted model, not a curated record. Gene Ontology annotation, molecular function: oxidative phosphorylation uncoupler activity. NCBI's taxonomy places the organism in Eukaryota, Metazoa, Arthropoda, Insecta, Hymenoptera, Formicidae.
CGGGACAGGCUUUGGACUUCCGCCGUUCGUCGGCGAGCCGGUAUAAACGGUGCUUUCUCUCACCUCCUUUCAGUUGUGUUGUUAUCCACUCACUGUACACUUGGAGAAUAGUAUGUAUAAAGAAGUUCAUCAUCAGGAAAUCAAACACGAGUGCUCGCGAUCGGGAGGACUCCACGCGUAUCCCGAUCACUUCAGGGAAACGCACCUUUAAAGCACCGUUAGAUUAAUGAACACCUGAAGUUCCUUUGUCCUCUGGCAGGACGUUGUAUAUAGUGUAUAUAGAAUCUCGCUUGUCCGACGAGAAAAGGGGGAUCCUGCUGAGAAAAAGCCGAGCGAGCUCGUGGGAUCUUGUCACGCGGGGAAUAAUCAGCCGGAAGUUUCUCCAAGAGCCCUGCACCAUCCUCCGCAAGACCGACACGCGCACUUCCAAUCGCACCUCAUCAGCAGUAAUAGAGGGAAGAAGAAAACAAGAAGGAAAAAAAAAAAGAGAGAAAAGUAACCGAACAGCGGAAAUCAUGAAGCAGGGAGCGUCGGAAGAUUACUCGCUUGGCCUCAAGCUGCUUACCGCGGGCACCGCGGCCUGCAUCGCCGAUUUAGCCACCUUUCCGUUGGACACCGCCAAAGUUCGAAUGCAAAUUGCGGGAGAAGGUCAGGCCCUGCUGCUGGCGGAAGGGUCGGUCCUUGCAGUGAGAGCGAGCCAGCCGGGAUUGCUGCAGACCAUCGGCAACAUCGUCAGAUUCGAGGGAGCAAGGAGCCUGUACGGAGGUCUGUCCGCGGGACUCCAGAGACAGAUGUGUUUCGCCGGCAUACGGUUGGGCCUCUACGACAGCGUGAAGUCACUCUACGCUGGAAUCUUCGACGGUAAUAAUAGGAGCGGUACCUCGAUGAAUAUCGGCGUACGCGUCGCUGCGGGAAUCACAACAGGCGCUUUGGCAGUGCUGCUUGCUCAGCCGACCGACGUCGUCAAGAUCCGCAUGCAGGCUGGAAAUAAUGGGCGAUCAUCGGCGAGGUAUAGCUCCACCCUGCAGGCGUAUAAGAAUAUUGCCAACGUGGAAGGCGCGAAAGGCCUCUGGAAAGGAACUUUGCCGAACAUCUCGCGAAACGUUAUCGUGAACGUCGCGGAGAUCGUCUGUUAUGAUAUCAUCAAGGAUCUCAUCCUCGCCAGCGGCUAUCUCCGCGAUGGAAUACCGUGCCACUUCACAGCGGCGACGGUUGCGGGACUCUGCACCACCCUGGCGGCGAGUCCUGUGGAUGUCGUGAAGACGCGCUACAUGAACAGCGCCGCCGGCGAGUACAAGGGCGCGAUCGACUGCGCCAUCAAGACCUUCGUCCAGGAGGGCCCGAGCGCGUUCUACAAGGGCUUCGUACCGAGUUUCUCGCGCUUGGUGUCCUGGAACAUCGUACUGUGGAUAACUUACGAGCAGAUGAAGCUACAGAUGAAGAAACUGCACGGCAUCGAAUGAAGUUCCCGGUCACUGAUUGUCCAGCGGAAAGAUCGGCGUAAUCCAUUGUAAUCCUGCGUUGUCGAAAUUCACAUAGAAAAUUAGCAUUUGUUUAGGUAAAAUCAAAUUAAACGUAUCGAAAGUUCUGGUAUUCCGUCAAAGAACAGAUUAAAAUGACGACUCCAUUGUCAGCCGAUGAUGAUGAUGGCGAAUAUCUUCAUAUUAUCUACUGCUUUUUUCGUUGCUUGAUGUGAACGUGCGCACAGCUUAUCACUGAAUUAUUCCACGUUAGUCAUUAAUCUGUGAAAAAUUAUUUGAGGAUAUAUAAUGAUUAAUACGAUCACGAUAAGGCCGAUAAUGCCGUGUUCGGUUCACUCCGGCUUUCGUUUAUACGUACACGAGUACAACAGUGGACAUUUUGUAGUAAUUUGUACGAAGCCGAUUUUGGCUACGUCAGCUUUAUACACGUGUAAUAAAGCAUUAGGCUAAAUUUCGAUAAGAUUAUACGACGAUUACAUGGGCUACACUAACGCGCGAAAUCGACAAUAAUGUUAUUGAAGUUCAUUCCGACGUCUUUGCUUAAAUCAGAUAGAGUCUUACGGAGAACUGUAAUCGCCAGUUAACGAAUCCUACUUUUAGCGUUGUUUUAAUUAAUUGAUUCGUAGGUGCAGCGUGCAAUUUUUUGCAUAUGCAACAUAAUCUCGAUUGAAUCAAUUAAUAUUGUACAGGGCACAAUUUUUAUAGUAAUUUUAAUCAACGAAUUUUUUAAUUACAUUGCCAUUAAAUAAUUUAAUCUGCGAGCGGCAGCGUUGAAGAAUCAUUUGGUACUAAAUUUUUCAUUGUUACGUAUGUUUGUUAUUUGUAAUGAAAUGUGUACAUUGCCAACUCUUAUAUGUUGACAAUGCGAAAAUGUUUUGAAAUGCCUAUAUCCGCGUAAUAUAUCUGCGUAUCGUCGAAUUUCGAUGACGAUAACGAUUUGAUCUUAAAAAAAAUGACGUAUACAAGUAUAGUAUACAACCAUGUGACUGACUAUGCUUAAUUGAUAAAGUGUUUUUACCGAGAAUUAGAUUGCCGAGUUAAACAUUUGUUUAGCCAGUUGUUAUCAAAUAGCCAAUUGUUAGCAAUGUUGACAGCAAAUUUUAUCAAAUAAUUAACAGGAAAUUGAUCAUAUUUGCUGUCAAUCGGUCAAUAUUUUGCUUAUUUGACAGUGAUGAAAGAUGCUUCUGUUAGAAAGCAAUAUAUACAUAUAUAAACAGUUUCGCUAUAAAUUCUGAAAAUAAUAUAGAAAUGCAAAAUGCCA